CGAAGUUAGGAUCUGCCAUUGCCGAAGUGCCUCAACAAGGACACAUCUCACACAGGAGUGUUGUCUACGGAUUUUCACCAAAGACUAAAGACAGCAGUUUUUUUUCUUUCAUUUUUUGCUGUCUCGGUUGUCAAACUACAGCUUCAGCGGUGCUCAAGGAUUUUACAGUGGAGGGCAUUUUCUCUUGUGGUCUACCACCCACGAUGAGUGGACCGGCGUACGACAAGAAAAUUCCCGGACUUUUGACAGACCUACCGGGCUCUAUGAGUUGCCAUCCGACAUCCAAGGACUCCCCGACUCUCCCUGAGUCGUCAGCCACGGACAUGGGUUACUACAGCGGACAGACGACCCACGGUCAUCACGAAUACUACCAGAGUCAAGCGUACGCGCAGCCUAUGAACUCGUACCACCAAUUUAGCAUGAGUGGAAUGGGUUCUACAGGGGCUUAUCCAACGAAAACUGAAUACCCUUACGCAAAUUCUUACCGACAAUAUGGACACUAUAACAGAGACUUGCAGACCCCACCUCAAACUGCAGUGAAGGAAGAGGUAGAAACAGAGGUUCGGAUGGUCAACGGCAAACCAAAGAAAAUCCGCAAGCCCAGAACCAUCUACUCCAGCUAUCAGCUCGCGGCCCUGCAGAGACGAUUCCAGAAGGCCCAGUACCUCGCGCUUCCAGAGAGAGCGGAACUAGCAGCACAACUCGGCUUGACUCAGACCCAGGUAAAAAUAUGGUUCCAGAACAGGAGAUCCAAGUUCAAGAAGCUGUACAAGAACGGAGAGGUCCCCCUGGACCACAGCCCCAACGCCAGCGACUCCAUGGCCUGCAACUCUCCCCCAUCCCCCGCCAUAUGGGACAGUAAUGCGGCUCACGCCAACCCGGUAGCCCGGGGACAAGUGCCUCAGCCACCCCUCAGCUCCACGCCCCCCUACCUGGAAGAUUACAGCAACCACUGGUACCAGCAGCAGAACACGCACUUACAGCAUCCGGGACCGGUGCAUCAUCCGGCUGCGCAACAGAGCGUCGGGGCGGUGUACUAGCAAUGGCAUGGACUCAUGGCCGUAAAUUUUGACUGUCAAAGAAAGAGACUUGUAACCCUGCACAGACACACAGAUGCAGAUACCGAUACAGAUGCAGCCACAGACAGCGCACACACUGAGUCUGUCCCCUUCCUCCUUCCCCCACGCAAACACACG
This is a messenger RNA of Engraulis encrasicolus (European anchovy), 1196 nucleotides long. RefSeq names its product distal-less homeobox 3b (gene dlx3b). The coding region runs from base 204 to 1040 and encodes 278 amino acids. NCBI's taxonomy places the organism in Eukaryota, Metazoa, Chordata, Actinopteri, Clupeiformes, Engraulidae. Gene Ontology annotation, biological process: regulation of transcription by RNA polymerase II; embryo development; epithelial cell differentiation. The transcript is spliced from 3 exons. The record is from RefSeq and is a predicted model, not a curated record. Gene Ontology annotation, molecular function: DNA-binding transcription factor activity, RNA polymerase II-specific; RNA polymerase II cis-regulatory region sequence-specific DNA binding.